Molecule: messenger RNA, 351 nt
Organism: Vombatus ursinus (common wombat)
Lineage: Eukaryota; Metazoa; Chordata; Mammalia; Diprotodontia; Vombatidae
Product: 60S ribosomal protein L38-like
Exons: 3
Coding region: 1-351 (116 amino acids)
Biological process (GO): protein-RNA complex assembly; translation
Cellular component (GO): ribosome; cytosolic large ribosomal subunit
Molecular function (GO): structural constituent of ribosome
Source: RefSeq, a predicted model, not a curated record
AUGCCCCGAAAAAUCGAGGAAAUAAAAGACUUCCCGCUCACAGCCAGGCGAAAAGAUGCCAAAUCUGUCAAGAUCAAGAAAAACAAGGGCAAUGCGAAGUUUAAGGUUCGCUGCAGCAGGUACCUGUACACACUGGUCAUCGCAGACAAAGAGAAGGCAGAGAAACUUAAACAGUCCCUGCCUCCUGGUUUGGCUGUGAAGGAACCAUUCAAUGUUCUACCUCCGCCGUCCCUAGGGAAGACGCUCAUCCCCUCUGUCACCAGCACCGCUGUGACAACUUUUAGAUGGGUGUACAUCCUCACCCAGCUGUGGCCCACUGCAACCCUAACCUCCACACAUGCCAAACACUGA